CAGGCGCAGAGAGGGCUCCUUCUCGUGCCGCUGGCUGAGGUGCUCUUUUUCUCCCUCGGUCCGCUUAGAGAAAGAGGCGGCGCAAGAGGGCCGUGGCUGGAACGAGGAGCCCGGAGGGAGGCCCCGCUUGCCUCAGCGCCGGAGACGGCGGGGAAGGGAGGGCGGCGGCCGCCUCGGCCUCGCUCCCGAAAUGUCGCAGACAGCCAUGUCCGAGACCUACGAUUUCCUGUUUAAGUUUUUGGUAAUUGGAAAUGCUGGAACUGGCAAAUCUUGUUUGCUUCAUCAGUUUAUUGAGAAGAAAUUUAAAGAUGAUUCAAAUCAUACCAUAGGAGUAGAGUUUGGUUCAAAGAUAAUAAAUGUAGGAGGCAAAUAUGUAAAACUACAGAUAUGGGAUACAGCUGGACAAGAACGAUUCAGGUCUGUAACACGAAGCUAUUACAGAGGUGCUGCAGGUGCCUUACUUGUUUAUGACAUUACCAGUCGAGAAACCUACAAUGCUCUUACUAAUUGGCUGACAGAUGCAAGGAUGCUAGCAAGUCAAAAUAUUGUAAUAAUACUAUGUGGCAAUAAAAAAGAUCUUGAUGGUGAUCGGGAAGUCACUUUCUUGGAAGCAUCCAGGUUUGCUCAAGAAAAUGAGCUGAUGUUCUUGGAAACAAGUGCACUGACAGGAGAGAAUGUUGAAGAGGCUUUUGUACAGUGUGCAAGAAAAAUACUUAAUAAAAUUGAGUCAGGUGAACUGGAUCCAGAAAGGAUGGGCUCAGGUAUUCAGUAUGGAGAUGCUGCUUUGAGACAGCUGAGGUCUCCACGUAGAGCACAAGCUCAGAGUGUUCAAGAAUGUGGCUGUUAGAAGUAGGCGACAAAUGAAACACGCCUUAAGGAAAAGGCUGCCUUUGCAAAUGAUGUUUCAUUAAACAACUGCCAUUGCUUCAAGGCUCUGCAAUUUUAGAACUCCUUUUUGAUUCAACCAAGCAGACUACAUAUGGUAUUUUUUAAAAAAAGAAAAAGUUCUGUGGAAUGGCUUCCAGAAGUGUGCAUUUGACAUAAAAAGACUGCAGAAAAGAACAUCUGAUAAUGCAGUGGACAAUACUAAAAUGCCUGUAUGUAAAUGUUUUCUGUUGCAUAUUUUUGUUCAUUAUCUUAUUUCUGUAUCCUGUGUAUAUAAAAUGUCAACAUUAAAUUUCCAAAGCAUGAUAUACUGACAUAAUAUUGCACUAACAGCUGUUUGUUUGUUUUUUAAACUAAAAUUUUAACUUUGAUAGGCAUUAUCAUGUUUUGGGCUUUUUUGUACAAUAGCUUCUAUUUAUGAGAUGACAUUGAAAGCUACUGGCAUUGAUUGUCAGCAUUUUAUUUGCCACAUUCUACAAGGCACUUACAUGAUUUAUUUUUAUUUUAUUUUUUGAAAAAAUUGUUAGAUCAUAAGUUCAUUAAUUAGCCAUGUUGAGAAGACAAUUUUUAUUGAAACAUAGCCAUCCUGUUUCCUGACUAUUCUUCAAUGUAUUUCAAUCAUUUUGUCAAGCAUAGGCUACAAAAUACAGUUGUGAACUCUGAGAGCUUACUGCUGUCUGAUAUUAUCUUGGGAAAUUCCUAUUUUUUACAUCAUAGAUUUUAACUGAAACAAUAUGUUUUGGGUGAAAGAUAAUGCCUUCUUGUUUUGCUGUUUUAGAGCCGUAUUGUGAAUCACCACUAUGAUUUUUUAAAUUAAACAUUCUAUAUAUAUGACUUUUCAGGUUAUACUCCUCUGUAAAAAGAAGACUUUUCAAUCUGCCAUGUUUACAAAGUACUACUGACUUCCUCAACUCUGUAAUCUAGAAGUACAGCUCUUUAAAUGGCAGCAAUUUGUCCACAUUUGGGAUCUUUGAAAUGGACUUAAUAAACUGGCACAAAGAUCCCUCUUUCCAUGCAGAUUUUCCAUGCCACUGUGAAAGAGAAACAGCCCUCUGCUUUCAUGAUAUUCAAUAAGAGAAUUGAGAGUCGCAUAGAUUCACCUUGGUAUAUGACACAUUGAUUUUGGUGAAAUAGGUAUAUGUGUAAAAUAAAAUGGCCUCUUGCAGAUUUUUAGAGUCAUCCACUUAACUUUCACUGGUCAUGGUACUCAGAGCAGAGCCUCACAUGACUACAUGAGCUGUUAACAGGUUAAUACAGGAGCAGAAGUUUGUUCAGAUUUGCAGUGUUUCUCAAAUACAAGUUGGGAGAGAGAUCAUUUUGGGGCAUCCUAUCUGUUUUGCCUUUCACAAUAUAGAAACUUUGAUUUUGA
Sceloporus undulatus (fence lizard) is the source of this 2254-nucleotide messenger RNA. It is a transcript of the gene RAB4A, whose product is annotated as RAB4A, member RAS oncogene family. Lineage: Eukaryota; Metazoa; Chordata; Lepidosauria; Squamata; Phrynosomatidae. Gene Ontology annotation, biological process: regulation of endocytosis; Rab protein signal transduction. Gene Ontology annotation, molecular function: GTP binding; GTPase activity. The record is from RefSeq and is a predicted model, not a curated record. The transcript is spliced from 8 exons. Gene Ontology annotation, cellular component: postsynaptic recycling endosome. The coding region runs from base 191 to 847 and encodes 218 amino acids.